Messenger RNA from Peromyscus californicus insignis, 4308 nucleotides. It is a transcript of the gene Mettl24, whose product is annotated as methyltransferase like 24. Lineage: Eukaryota; Metazoa; Chordata; Mammalia; Rodentia; Cricetidae. The transcript is spliced from 5 exons. The record is from RefSeq and is a predicted model, not a curated record. The coding region runs from base 1418 to 2086 and encodes 222 amino acids.
UGCAAAUUGUGCAGACCUGGACUUGAGUGUUGGGACGGCACCCAGAUGGCGCUGGGGAGCCUUCUGCUCAGGCUGGCGGACCUCCGCAUUGGGACCUCCAGACUCUUCCACCUCCUUCUAACUGUGCUCUCCCUGGAACUUUCUCUAAGUCUCUUCAAUGCCCCUACAGACUGAAGUGGAAUUGAGCAGAGUUCAUUCACACUCAACCACUGUUUGCUGAGCGCCCGCGGUGGCAGGCCUCCUUCUAGGAACAGAGCACCGAGCAACCGUAACCAUUUCAGUGAGGGAGGGGGCGCUGAACGGCAGGAAGGGAAAGCAAAAGAGGCAUGGUGGCCGUCGUGUUUUCCCCACUCAGGCCUGGACAAGGCCGGAUAGGUAGACAUUGCGAAUGGCUCUUGCACUAGGUCCACGUGAUGGUCCCACCAGUCCCGCGUCCGGACGGGCACAGGGUGAGAAGACAAGGCCCCAGCACCACUUAGUGAGAAAAUAAUUGCAUCCUCCAGGACCAGACCUAGGUUUGUCUUACAUCGCUGGCUAGGCUCUUCCUUGCCUCAUUAGCUUCUUGCCUCACACUUCAUUGAGUAGGUCAAUUUUAACCUCUGGUUGUUAAAGCCUGGGCUUCCCGCCUUCUUUGGGGAGCUCAUCAUUUACAUGGUACUUAAGAGGGAAAAGAUUAGGAACUGAGUGUCUGAGCUUGCCAAAUCCUUAUACCCAUCGCUGCUGCCCCCUCUCCAAUUCUAAGACCCUCCGCCAUUCUUCCGGUGCUUCCCUCCGCCACUUCCUCUACUUGCCUUGCCCCCAGUCUCCCCACACGACUGUAGUGACUUCAUGGGCUACCCUGUCAUCUUCUGGGAUAAACACAGCUCCGGUUUCUGUCUCUGAAAUGCCUCCUAUGUAAAGACUUAGCUAGUUACUCUAAAAGAUCCACUUCCUUCUCACGCUGCCCAUGCCGUUGUUCCCAUGAUGCUGUGUUAAGCAUUCAAAAGUCUUGCCAAGGGCUUACACUGGAUGCUGGGUCAAAUGCUCCGAGCACAAACGGAAUUCAAAGUGGUUGGGGGCCUCAGCAAAGGCCUUCAAUUUGAUUCAGGCCUUGAACCUGCGCAGGAAGAUCAGAACGAGAACAAAGGGGCCGUUUGGAGCCUGGCGUCCUUUGUCCCUCUGUGGAUGUCCUCAAACACUCUGUCUUUGAUACUCUUCCCCCUUUCAGAGCCGUUCUCCACACCUGUUGUCCCUGCCGUUCCAGGAGUCCUACGCUUUUGUCUCCACAGUCAUUGGUAACUGGAGCCUACUUGACAAUGUCAAGGGUCCCCGGUGGCAUAUAGAGCUCCAGCCUUGGGCAGGCCCUGCUCAGUCCCUGGAUGAAGAAGCCUCGAGGUUCCUGAGCUACAUCAGCACCACUCAGAUUGCAUGCGAUCACAUGGGUACAGACAGCUUGGCUACUGACUCCAGCCCUGCAACGAAGCCCUGGCUGGUGUGUCUUGAUGACAGGUUUGGCUUAGCUCAUCACAUCCGCAGCAAGCGGUGCCGCCUCUACUCCUUAGGGCUGGGCAAUGAUGACACACACUUUGAGGUGAGCAUGGCCAAGGACGGAUGUGAAGUACAUCGUUUCGAUCCUAGCGUCAAAUCAGCCCACGUUCUGGAGAGUCGGCGCCUCUGGCAUCACCGCUUGGCCAUUGACUGGCGGGAUCCACAUCCAGCUGUGGCUGCUCAAAAGCUACAUAGCAACACCAGAAAACUGGGCAGCAUUUUGAAUGAAUUUGGGCAUCACAAGAUUGAUAUUCUCAAGGCAGAUUUGGAAAGUGCGGAAUGGAAAGUACUAGAAAAUCUCAUUCUGGAAGAUGUCCUUGAACAGAUCGGCCAGCUCAUCUUUGAGAUUCAUCUCCACUGGCCUGGCUUUGAGGUCAGCGGCAGCGAGAGCAGCGUGGUGCGGUUCUGGUACAGCCUCCUGAAGGAGUUGGAGCGGAAGGACUUCCGGCUCUUCCACACCUAUAAAGACUUAUCGAAGCCUCAGCUUUUCCUGAAGAAAGACAUUUUCAAUGCCAGCAGCUGUUACACCCUGAGUUGGGUGAAUACAAGAUGGAAGUAGGAACGUGCAUACAAGAAAUGAUCACAGCUAUAGAGGCGUCGGUGCUUCCGGUCGUGGAGCUAGGUCUCCGCUUCCACCAGCCUGUUAUUGCUCAGGGCAGGAACUGUGUCUGCAGUACAUGAAGUCUUGAGCUGGACAAGCGACAGCAGCCCGCAUGAACACUCUGCUUUCCCAGACUGAGACUUCUGCGUGUUUGCCUUUGACAGAUCGGGGCGUGCCCUCUUCACUCUCUCUCACUCGGAGGGUAGAAAUACCCCGCCGGUGCCGGUUGCCGGUUUCCUUAAGACUCAUUAUGUGUCUAUAGCUCACGCAUUUACAUUAAAAUGAAAUUUUAUUAAUUUCGACGUUUACUAGGUUGAUCAGAUUUUAAAAUUCACUGUUCAUUUUAAACUGGGACACUCACCUCCUUCAAGGUUUCUCUUGCCCAGCCAGGCAAAGCUGUGCUUUGCAGCCUGUGGAUUUCUGCCAGUCCUUCUCAGCCUUUGCUGAGGCCAUGCUCUGGCUUCCCCAGAACUUGCUGAUUCCAGUUUCUGGGAAUUUAGAGACACCAACUUCUGUGAGAGAACGUCAAGAACUUCAGUUCAAAAUUCUUUUUGUACUCAGCCUUAAACCCUUUCAUUUCCUAUGAGACGAAGCCCAAAGCAGAGGCUGAGUGUUUUUGUUACUGCCUUGCCCGCCUUCAAACAUGACUUCCGUAACACAGACUCGCCUAUGCUGUCAAAUCCUCUGAAAUACACUAUCUUAGGGCUGAGGAGAUGGCUUGGUUAGGAGAGUGACUGCCACACAAGCCUGAGGGCCGGAGUUUGCAUCCCCUGUACCUAAAGGCCAGGUGCCAGGCAUGCCUCUGUAACCCCAGGGCAGGGCGAGGGUGGGCUGGAGACAGGCUGGGGCUCACUGGCCAGGCUAGCCUGGCUGAAUCAAUGAGUUUCCGGUUCAGUGAGAGACCCUGUCUCAAAAGAUAAAUUGUAAGCUGGGCAUGGUGGUGCAUACCUUUAAUCCCAGCACUCUGGAGGCAGAAUCAGGUGGAUCUCUGUGAGUUCAAGGCCAGCCUGGUUUUCACAGUGAGUUCCAGGACAGCUUGAGCUACAUCGUGAGAUCUUGUCUGAGAAAAAAAAAAAAAGGUAAGUUAUACAAAGAUAGAGGAAGACCCCAGUGUCAAUCAACUGAUUCCCCCUCUGUCUGUCUCUCUGUCUGUCUCUCUUUUGCUCACUUGCUCAAUCUUGCUGUGUAGCCCAGGGUGGUCCAGAACUCACUAGAUGUCUCAGGAUGGUUUUGACCUUUGAUCCUCCAGCCUCAGCCCCUGGUUUCACUUUUUUUUUUUUUUAAAUUCAGCAGAACAGGUAAGUUCUCAAUGGUUCAAAUGCUAUCUAUAAUCCUUACAGAUAUAGACUGUCCUGUGGAUGAUUUUCAAAAGUUUUAUGCUAAUUAAACAAUAUAAAAAUAAACCAAGUUAAGGGUUUGGAGGCAUAUUUUUACAUACAGAUAUGAAAACUAUAUUUUCAUUAUUCAAAACAUUGUAGGAGGCAGAGGAACUCUGACUGUUCUCACAGCUCAUCCCUUCCCCCAGGCUUCUCUUUCCUACCUGCUUCCACCUCAGAUAUCACUGAUCUGGCUUUUGGCUUUUGAAAAUAUUAUUUUCAAUUGAGAACCUGACAGAUAUCAGAAUAGGAUGAUCUCCCUCAUGAGCUAAAAGGAGACCAGAAUUUCUGAAUUAGUUGUGGUGAGUUUUAAAAAUCUGAGAUUUGGGGGUUGGAAAGAUGACUCCGUGGUUAAGAAUAUUGGCUGGUCUUCCAGAGGACCUGGAUUCAAUGCCCAGCUCCCACAUGGCAGCUCACAACUGUCUGUAACUCCAUUUCCAGGGGAUCUGGCACCCUCAAACACAUACAUGUAGGCAAAACACCAAUACACAUAAAAUAAAUAAAUUAUUUUAAAAAGCCCUGAGGUUUUGAUUUUUAAACUCACAGUCCAAAAAAAAAAAGGUGUCAGGUUGGGAAGAAAAAUGUGAUCACCGAUGUCAGCUCGGUCUCAUCAGUGUGUUUCAGCGGUCCAUAAACACAGAAGGGUCCAAGGAUAGUCUAAAAUGGUUUGUACUGGUAGUUUGUAUGGUGCUGUCUCUGAAGAAAGGUAACUUUAGUCUGACUUUGUUUGGAUUUUGUCACAGAUUUUUUUUUAUAAUAGUUUUAUGCACUGAAGUGUAUACAUAAUAAACAUCCUUAUAUACA